Juglans regia (Persian walnut) is the source of this 1227-nucleotide messenger RNA. RefSeq lists its product as uncharacterized. The record is from RefSeq and is a predicted model, not a curated record. Gene Ontology annotation, molecular function: nucleic acid binding; zinc ion binding. Bases 1 to 1227 code for a protein of 408 amino acids. NCBI's taxonomy places the organism in Eukaryota, Viridiplantae, Streptophyta, Magnoliopsida, Fagales, Juglandaceae. The transcript is spliced from 3 exons.
AUGAAUCUCGAAAGGACAUAUGAGAUAUGUGGUUGUACUGAGAACCAAAAGGUUCUAUACGCUGGAUACCUAUUCCAAGGAGAAGUUGGAAUGUGGUGGGAUACACGAAGGCAACUCCUAGUUAGGGAACUAGGAAGUCUCACUGCACUAUCAUGGGAGAGAUUUAAGGAAGAGUUCGACAACAGAUUCUACCCUGAUUCUGCCAAACAACUGAAGGUGCAGGAGUUUGCGAGUUUAACUCAAGGCAGUUUGACGGUAGAACAGUAUGCUGCUAAGUUCAUGGCGUUAGGAAGAGAAUUACCAAGAGUUGUAAAUGUGGCUGCGAUAGCAGAGUCUGAGCAGAGAGGUCUAGCAAUCCAGAUCAAUUCCGAACGAAAGAGGACCAUGCCAUUUGCUGCAAGCGGUAGUGCCGAGAAGAAAAGGUCUUUUUCCAGCCCAGCGAAAGGCAAGGGAAUAGUGACAGGAGGACAUAUGCCAUAUGCUUAUCCGUUAUGCCCUAAGUGUGGAAAGUGUCAUCCUGGAGAAUGUCGUAGUGGUUAUGGAGUUUGUUAUCGAUGCGGGAAACCAGGACAUUUGAUCAGAGAUUGUCCCAACACUGCACAAGGUAGUGGAGCUGGUGAUCAUAAGCCAAGGCCCCACAUCCAAGCACGCGUGUAUGCUGUAACCCCAGGUGAUAUCAAUGCUGAUGCAUCAGAGGUUGAGGAAGUUGGCGUCAUCACUGUGUUAAUUCCUGAUGGGAAUACAGUAGCUUGUACCCGUUUAGUUAAGGAUUGUCCUGUAGAGCUAGAUGGAAGGACGGUGAAGGCUGACCUACUAGUAUUCGGUCAAAUGGAGUUUGACCUAAUUUUGGGUAUGGACUGGCUAUUCAAGCACUAUGCUAAGAUAGAUUGCUGGAAGCAAGAAGUGGUGUUUGAAUCCCCAAGUAAAGACAUAAUUAGGUACGUGGGAGCACCAGUUAAGGCCACCCAACCAGUGAUUUCGGCUUUACAAGCUAGGAAGUGUAUUGAGGUUGGAGCCUCAGCUUUUCUGUUGAUGAUUGUGGAUAAGACAGAUGGGAGUGAAGAAAUCCGUGGGAUACCAGUAGUUGAAGAUUUUCCUAAAGUUUUUGUCAACGAGCUACCUAGUCUACCACCGAAUAGAGAAACUGAGUUCAAGAUAGAGUUGGAACCGGCAACAACUCCGACUCACAAGGCCCCGUAUUGUAUGGCUCAUGCCGAAUUGAAGUAG